AUGGUGCUCGCUGACGACAACAAGUCCAUGUACCAGCUGUCGAGGCCCGCAGCGUCUCGCAGCGUGUUUGUGCACAAUUCUUGCAAUGGCCUGCUGUGCCUAGGUGACAGCACAGGAGCUGUGGAGGUUCUGAACCCGACGACUGGUGAAUCUUUAAUGUUGCCGAUGCCAAUGUACACGGCAGGGAGCAGCCAGUUCUCAUCCUGUAAUUGGCACUGCUUGGGGUUUUGCCCACAAAAAAGGGAACACAAGGUUGUGCAUUUCUAUCCAGGAGCUCACAUUGACUCGUUCAAGGUACAAUGUGAGAUAUACACAAUUGGAUCUGGUGUCUGGAGACAAGUUGGGAGCUUUCAUGGGGCUCCGACAGACAGAGGGGUGCAUGUUAAUGGGAUGGUGUACUAUCUGACAAAGUUCCGCUACAUCGCUUCAUCACGUAUCAAUUGCUUGAAUCUUGAGAGUGAAAAAUUUGAUGUGUUGAUGCUUCCUCCACGCAAAUCUUAUGGAGGCCAUUGCUCUUUGACAGAGCUUGAGGGAAGGCUAUGCUUGUUGAUUGUGGAUGGUGCACUGGAAGGCCCGCCUCGUACAAUGGACAUCCUGAUGCUCAAUAGCCAUGAUAAGCAGGACUGGACUUCCAGAUACCACUUCUCCUUGCCUUGGUUGAUGCCUUCAUGUUAUUUUACUCCAAAACACACACUCUUCCACGACGGAAAGAUUUGGGUGCAGUUGUUGGCUAGGAGUCUAUACUGUUUUGACCCAAGUUCAAGUUCAGAAGAACUAACGACAGCCUGGCCAGAGCUCGACUUUUCGUUUAGCACACAUACUUUCAUUGAGAGCAUAGUUCCACUGCGUAAAGACUACUACUUCAAGCAGAUACAAUGA
This is a messenger RNA of Miscanthus lutarioriparius, 879 nucleotides long. The record is from the annotation of a GenBank genome assembly. NCBI's taxonomy places the organism in Eukaryota, Viridiplantae, Streptophyta, Magnoliopsida, Poales, Poaceae.